Macrosteles quadrilineatus (aster leafhopper) is the source of this 3692-nucleotide messenger RNA. RefSeq lists its product as uncharacterized. Lineage: Eukaryota; Metazoa; Arthropoda; Insecta; Hemiptera; Cicadellidae. The record is from RefSeq and is a predicted model, not a curated record. Bases 191 to 2566 code for a protein of 791 amino acids. Gene Ontology annotation, molecular function: sequence-specific DNA binding. The transcript is spliced from 4 exons.
GUUUGUUUGUUUGAGUUUGAACUUGAAUACCUGUUCCUGUUGUUUGUAGAUCAGUAUGUUGACGAUUAAAAAUAUAUCUUACGAUCAUUGAUUUAGUAACUAUUGGUGAUAAUCAAAUGCGUGUACUACAUUUGUUAAUUCGCCUCUCAAAUUAUACGUUAAUUAAUUGAAUGUUCAAAACCCUGUCAAGAUGAAGUGUUCAAUAUCAGGAUGUCCAAAUAUCUAUGACAAAAAGAACAGCACUGUUUCUUUUCACAAGUUUCCCAACAAUCCCGAAAUACUGACAGUUUGGGUGGCAGCGACUGGGACACUAGAUUUCAUUCCAACCCAUGGUUCCAAAGUCUGCAGUGAUCAUUUUGCGGAAAAGGCAUAUAAAAAUGAAGGCAACAGACGCUUCCUGACGCCUCGCGCUGUUCCAACAAAGUCGUUGUCGGAAGAAGCUGCAACCCUCGUCAAAAAUCAACUAACUGCAAUGGGUAAAUACAAACAAGACAACAAUACUAUGGCUUGUAUUCUCGGUAACGACACUACUAUAAAGCAAGUAUCAAUCACUAGAGAUCCUACAGAUCUUACGACUCCACAGCAAGAAAAAGUACAAGCCCCAGCAAGCAUCAAGGUAGUGGAUAUGAAGAAUCUGUUGGAACCACAACCUGAACCUACUGCUCUAGUAGCAAAUCAAGUAUGCUCAACGGAACCAAAGACUGCAGCUGCGGCCAACCCUAUGAAGUCUCACGCAAAUAAAUCGUCCACAAAUUCUGUGAAGUCUCACGUGAAUAUAUCCUCCAGAAAUCCUGCAAAGUCUCCUGUAAAUAAAUCCUCCAUCAACCCUGUGAAGUCUCUCGUAAAUAAAUCCUCCAUCACCAUCAACCCUGUGGACUCUCAGGUGCAGAAAUGCCCCAUCAAGAAAACUUCCGAAUGUAAAUACCCGAUCAAUCAUCUGAAGCCUACAACUGCAUCACUCGUAUCACAAACAGGAGUUUCGACUAGCCUAGUUCUGAGUUGUUUGAAGGUGAUUUUGCCAGGAAAGUUUGACUUUUCACGUAUGAUACCUAAUGAAAAAGUAGUCUCUUUGGUCAUCCGUUACAUGAAACUGAACGAACAUAGUGAGGACAUAUAUAAUGUUGUCAAGGAUCACCUCAACAUUAUAAUAGAAGGGGCAAAAACAAUAGACAAAAAAAGUGUCGACUUUGCAAAUCAUCCUUACACAAACAUAAGCGACAGAGAUUUGAAAGAAGCUUUGAAUGUGAUUUUGCCGAUAAAAUUCUCAAUGGUAGACAUAACUGAUGAAUUGUUGGCUUUAAUAUGCAUAAACUUGGAUCUUGACAUUCACAGUGACGCGUAUUACAUAUUGAUUGGGAAAAUUCGUAAGUUUACUAGUGAAGGUCAGAUGUUCAGCGAAAUACUUAACCUUGGAGAUCAAGUCGAUAAGUCACUGGAAAUUGAGAAAAGUGUAGAAGAAAGCAAUCAUACAUCUAUUGGUCAGGAAGAGAAAGCAAGUCCUGAACCGCCGCAAGAUGAAAAUCCAGAUAUAAAACCAGAAUUUGAGAACAAAGAACGUAUGAUUAAUGAUGCGAUUCCCCCGUGUGAAAGUAAUAUAGAAGAUAAUGAUGUGAAACUCCCUGUCAAUAGUCAGCAAGAUGGAGAAUAUAAUGAUGUGAAACACCCUGUCAAUGGUCAGCAAACGCCUGACAAUCAUUUAUCUACGAGCAGUGAAGAUACUGACUUGUCAUAUUCUGAGAGUAGAUCCCGUGUUGACAAGGAUUGGGAUCCAAAAUCUAAUACAGAAAAUAUUAGAAAAAAUCCAAUUAAUCCAGAUCAUUCCAACCUCAUUAACAUAGUUAAUUUUCUACAUGCCAACCAUCGCUCAGCAAGACAGAUUUUUGCGAAUACAAUGCUCAUGUUCAAAUUGUGUAGAUAUCUUGACAAGAGACCUCAUGACAGGAACAUGAAGGAAUUGGAGACAAAAUUGAAAUACAUCAUAGAUAACAAUAUAACGAGAAAAAACUUACACCAAUUCGUUCCGAUCAAGAAAAAAUUCAAGCCAAAAAUUAAGAAAAAUGCAAUUCCAAAGAUAAAUCAAGAAAAGCUAAAAAUGAAACCAAUUGUGGUUUUAAAUGACGUUUUUCACUUUACCCAAGAGGAAAUCUUCUUGAAUAAAGAAAAAGAGAAACAAUGUCAUAAGGAAGUUAGAUAUUCACAAAAACCAAGAGUGUUUAAUAUAACCUAUUCUACUGAACUAGUGAUGAAGAAAACAGACGAAAGUUACAAACAGUUUAGGAAAAUAACUUCUAAGAAUGUUGGAAAUAAAUUAGUGUUUUACAAGACAUUUGCUAAGCUCGCUCCUGGUACAAUAGUUUAUGCCAAGAAUUAUAGACUACCAAGGGUGGGGUGGGUGAAAGGAUACAUCAGUAAGCAAGUUGGCCCGUUGAAGUAUAAAGUUCAGCUAGAUGACGACUAUGUUUGGAUUUGUACUUGCGACCAACUCAGACCACUAAUGAACCAAUUUGUAAAUCAUGAAAAACGCAGAGGUAGAUCUGUUAAACCCAAACAGCUGAUGGAUUUGUAAUAUUGAUUUGGAUGUAUUUGAUUCUGUUUCCAUUCAAUGAAAAUGAACUCAAACAUGGACUCAUACAUUUUUUACUGCUACAGUAUUUUUUUAGUGCAAAAAGUUAUAGUAAAGUAGAUAUAAAAAUUAAUACACCAUUCUCUAUUAAAUAUUUAUUUGUAUUGACUUAUUUUGAUAUACAAGUACUUUGCUAAAAGUGAAGGAUAAGAGUACACUUUAUAGUUUAUGUGAAUCAUUAAAAAAUAUACUUAAUGUUUGAGUAUUAAGUACUGUACAUGGUUAUUGCUAUGAAAUAGGUUGGAGGAUGGUAAAAAAACUAAAGUUUUCCUUUCAAAUCUUUAUAAUUCUCAUUAGAUCUCAAUAAAUUGUGCAUAGAUGUCUUCAAAAACUUUACCAGGAGCUAAUUUUGUAUAUUUCUUUCACUUUUACAAUAGAACUCUUUUACUUUAGACUAGUAAUUGUUAAUUUAGCUUUGAUAUAUCAUGUUAAUCUGUUUGAACUAAAUACCUAACCAUUUAUUAAUAUUUCAUAUGGUUUUAGUACUUCAAGCUGAAAAAUCUAAGAUCUCAGUUAACCUUGUUAUUUGAUGAAGCUGUUGGAUUUUGAUAUACCGUAAAUACAUUUUAUACAGUACAGUAGAGAGUCGAAAAUCCGAACUGCUCCUGGGGGUUUUAAAAUAUUGAAUUAGCACAGAGGCAACAGAUGUUGUACAAUUUCGCGGGCCAAACAAUCGGCGCCUGGCAGGAAAAUGAGUGAACGCGCCGAGCAAGUCUGUGUUUUCUUCGUUUCCAAUGUAUAAGCUCUACAUAUAUAUAUUUUUUUCAAGAAAUGAAUUACAGUUAUAUAACGAAAAUACCUAAGUACAAAAAUCAUUAUUUUUAUUUCAUUCACUGUAUCCUAGAACUGUAUUUUUAAUACUGUAGGCCUAAUUUUGUGUCUGUUAGGCAUUUUUAGGCUAUGUUCGAAAAUUCGAACAAAUCGGUAAUCUGAACCUCCUACGGUCCCCAAUUGGUUCGGAUUUUUGACUCUCUACUGUACUUUGGAUAAAUAUUAUGUUUAAAAUUUUACUGAUGUAAAUAAUGUGUUUUUAGUUUAAUUUCAAUAAAGUGUGCACAUGUGUUUUGUA